UUGCUAGUCGACUACAUCUUGUUUAUCACCGCGAAUGUUACCGUGGAACCGAACUUGAACGAGAUCCGUGACUACAAAUAUGUGGACAAGCAGGAACUUAUUGCCAUGUUUGACGACCCUCAAAAUAGCUUCACUCCUUGGUUCAAGUUGAUUGCGCGAGACUUUUUAUUCGGAUGGUGGGAUGAGCUUAUGAGACGAAAGGGUACAAAUGGACUGGUAGAGGCCAAGUCAUUGAAUGGGUUUGUCGAUGGUAGCAAGGUCGUAAAGAUGGUUUGA
Messenger RNA from Acaulospora colombiana, 276 nucleotides. The record is from the annotation of a GenBank genome assembly. Lineage: Eukaryota; Fungi; Glomeromycota; Glomeromycetes; Diversisporales; Acaulosporaceae.